Molecule: messenger RNA, 325 nt
Organism: Staurois parvus
Lineage: Eukaryota; Metazoa; Chordata; Amphibia; Anura; Ranidae
Source: the annotation of a GenBank genome assembly
GCCCAAGCAGUGCCACCUGUCAGUGUCCAUCAAUGCCAGCUGUCAGUGCUCAUCAAUGUCACCUGCCAGUGCCACAUCAAUGCCACAUAUCAGUGCCUACCAUAAGUGCCACCUAUCAGUGCUGCCAAUCAGUGCCGCCUAUCAGUGCCAGUCAGUGCCGCCUAUCAGUGCCAUAUAUGAGUGCUGCCUUUCAGUGCCCAUCAGUAAUGCCUGUCAAUACCCAUCAGUGCCAUCUACCAGUGCCCCCACAUCAGUGCCCAUCAGUGCCACCUAUCAGUACAGCCUAUCAGUGCCCAUAAGUGCAGCCUCAUUAGCGCACAUCAGU